CAUGGGGGAGGGCCUUGCGCGUGUCAGCCGCUCCUCAGCAAUCCGCUCGCUUCAGUCGGCCACACUGCAGCACGGGCGGGCGAGCGACACGGGCGGAAAACACGGAAUAACGUGAAAACCCGAGAGCGGAAGAGAGAUGGCUGCGAUCCGUAAGAAGCUGGUGAUCGUGGGGGACGGCGCGUGUGGGAAAACCUGCCUCCUCAUCGUCUUCAGCAAAGACCAGUUCCCUGAGGUCUACGUGCCCACCGUGUUCGAGAACUACAUCGCCGACAUAGAGGUGGAUGGCAAACAGGUGGAGCUGGCGCUGUGGGAUACUGCAGGGCAGGAGGACUAUGACCGCCUGAGGCCGCUCUCUUACCCCGACACAGACGUCAUCCUCAUGUGCUUCUCCAUAGACAGCCCAGACAGCUUAGAGAAUAUUCCGGAGAAGUGGACUCCUGAGGUGAAGCACUUCUGCCCCAACGUUCCCAUAAUCCUCGUGGGCAACAAGAAGGACCUGCGCAACGAUGACCACACACGCAGGGAGCUAGCCAAGAUGAAGCAGGAGCCUGUGAAGCCUGAGGAGGGCCGUGACAUGGCUAACCGCAUCAGUGCGUUCGGCUACCUGGAGUGCUCGGCCAAGACCAAGGACGGCGUGCGCGAGGUGUUCGAGAUGGCCACCAGGGCGGCGCUGCAGGUCCGCAAGCGCAAGAAGAGGAGUGGCUGCCUGCUGCUCUGAGAGCCAAUCAGGACGCAGCCUGCUCACACCACACACAUACACACUCACACACACGCGCUCACACACACACACACACACACACACUCACAUAUUUCCAAAGCCAGAGACUGAGUGAGGAAGUCCAUUCCCCCUUCUUGUCUUUCUCUCCUCUGCUCUGUUGGGUUUCUCUCUCCUCUCCUCUUUUCUCUCCUCUUCUCUUCUCCUCCUCUCCUCUCUCUGUUUGUUUGUCCUUUGUUGCUUCUUGGAUAACUUGUCAUUUUGAAUUGUACAUGUGUGUUUGUGUUUCCAUAGCAAUCCUGCUAGUUUUGGUUUUCUUUCCAUUCCGGAAGGCCAUGGUGCUCUGACAUCAUUUCCUUUUUGACAUUGUUUACAUGCGGGCAGACUGUCCACUACUGGCUUCUUUUUCCCUCAACACACACACACACACACACACACACACACACACUUUUUCCUGUCUGUCAUGUGACCAGUGUAAUGUACUGACUGACUUGCACACCAGUCACACAUCACCUUCAAGCACAGACAGGGAGGGCCUAAGUGGUUGCCUUGGUAACAGUGUUUAUUUACCCUUUAACCUCUGAGGCCUGGACGCAUCACUUCCUGUGUGACACGAGGGUGACAUCCAUUGGGUGCCCCGUGGGGUUCUCUGUUGACGCUGGACUCUGCUGGACGAGGGCUGCCCGACGGCUACUGUAUAUCCACGGCCUUACUGCCAGCUGUCCCGAGCACAGGUGUGCACCGGAGGGAGUGUGUGUGUGUGUGUGUGUGUGUGUGUGUGUGUGUGUGUGUGUGUGUGUGUGUGUGUGUGUGUGUGUGUGUGUGUGUGUGUGUCCUGUUGCUCUGUUGUAUGUUGGCAGCCUCCCAGUGGCGCUUCCCUCUCCCUCGCUGUAGCUGUUACAGUUGGAGGUGGUCCAGGUUCACACAGUAAACGGUCUGGACUCAGAACUGAUCCUGACGCCGGGUCCAGUAGUGAUCUAGUCCUCCUCCCUACUGGACCAUGGUGAUCAGAUGCUGGUCCUGUUGGACCCACACCUGGGGAUGACCCAGUGGUUCUGUUGGACCCAUACCUGGGGAUGACCCAGUGGUCAUGCUGGACCCAUACCUGGCCCAAUGGUCCUGCCUCUUCAGUAAGGGCUCCACUGACUAAAUCCCGGCACCCAGCAGGCCUUGGCCAAUCACGUCACAACUCUGUCAUGUGACAGCAGGCCUUGGCCAAUCACGUCACAGCUCUUGUCAUGUGACUGCAGGCCUUGGCCAAUCACGUCACAGCUCUUGUCAUGUGACUGCAGGCCUUGGCCAAUCACGUCACAACUCUGUCAUGUGACUGCAGGCCCUGGCCAAUCACGUCACAGCUCUUGUCAUGUGACUGCAGGCCUUGGCCAAUCAUGUCACAGCUCUUGUCAUGUGACUGCAGGCCUUGGCCAAUCACAACGCCACAAUUCUUGUCAAGCCCCUCGGCGUGCUUCUGAAGUCUCGUGUGAACGACCAGAACGUCUCGUCUGAAGUUCCAGUAAGGUCUCCAGGCCUCUGUGAUGUUGAAAUACUAGUAUUAAACUACAUGAACUAUAUUCUGAAAAUUGUUCUGAGAAUACAGUACCUUAUGAAUAAAACUAUUGCCAAAUAUAAAGCCCUGUACAUAAUAUUAUGGUCUGCCUGUAAUCUGUUCAUUCCAGCCCAGUGCUCUGCUUCCCAGUGUGUCCUUUAAAAUGUGUGUUUUUUAUUACAUUUAUUUGCAAAAACAGUUGUAGGGCUGUGUAAAAUGUAAAUAAAAACAGAAUUUGAUCAUC
Sardina pilchardus (European sardine) is the source of this 2505-nucleotide messenger RNA. RefSeq names its product rho-related GTP-binding protein RhoA-D. Gene Ontology annotation, biological process: Rho protein signal transduction; stress fiber assembly. NCBI's taxonomy places the organism in Eukaryota, Metazoa, Chordata, Actinopteri, Clupeiformes, Clupeidae. Gene Ontology annotation, molecular function: GTP binding; GTPase activity; protein kinase binding. The record is from RefSeq and is a predicted model, not a curated record. The coding region runs from base 137 to 718 and encodes 193 amino acids. The transcript is spliced from 5 exons. Gene Ontology annotation, cellular component: dendritic spine; cleavage furrow; cytosol.